UGCUGACUACCCUGACCUGAGGAAGCACAACAACUGCAUGGCUUCGGCCAUGACCCCAAACAUUUACUCACGUCUGAGAGACAGAGCAACACCCAACAACUGGACCCUGGAUCAGUGCAUCCAAACCGGAGUGGACAACCCCGGACACCCCUUCAUUAAGACUGUUGGCAUGGUGGCUGGUGACGAGGAGAGCUACGAGGUGUUUGCUGAGCUCUUUGACCCCGUUAUCAAGGAACGACACAACGGAUAUGAUCCUCGCAUGAUGAAGCAUCCCACUGACCUGGAUGCUUCCAAGAUCUCCUCAGGAUUUCUUGACGAGCGCUACGUCUUGUCAUCUCGUGUGCGUACCGGCCGCAGCAUCCGUGGGCUGAGUCUGCCUCCYGCGUGCACGCGGUCUGAACGCCGCGAGGUGGAGAACGUGGUUGUGACGGCCCUCUCUGGCCUGAAGGGAGACCUGGCUGGUCAAUACUACAGCCUGGGAGAGAUGACUGAGAGGGAACAGCAGCAUCUCAUUGAUGAGCACUUCUUGUUUGAUAAACCGGUGUCACCUCUGCUCACAGCAGCUGGGAUGGCCAGAGAUUGGCCUGAUGCUCGUGGAAUCUGGCACAACAACGACAGGAACUUCCUGAUCUGGGUCAACGAGGAGGACCACACCAGAAUCAUUUCCAUGGAGAAAGGAGGAAACAUGAAGAGAGUGUUUGAACGGUUCUGCAGAGGUCUCAAACAGGUGGAGCAUCUAAUUCAGGAGAGAGGAUGGGAGUUCAUGUGGAACGAGCGGCUGGGUUAUAUCCUCACCUGCCCCUCGAACCUCGGCACGGGGCUCAGAGCCGGUGUGCACAUCCGCCUACCCUUCCUCAACAAGGACCCCCGCUUCAAAAAGAUCCUGGAGAACCUGAGGCUACAGAAGAGAGGCACGGGUGGAGUUGAUACCGCCACUACAGGAGACACCGUUGACAUCUCUAAUCUCGAUCGUCUGGGCAAAUCAGAGGUGGAGCUGGUCCAGUUAGUGAUCGACGGUGUGAACUACCUCAUUGAAUGUGAGAAGAGGUUGGAGAAGGGGCAGGACAUUAAGAUCCCGUCCCCAAUCCCUCCGUUCAGGAAGUGAAYUUCUCCUCCACUGGGGACCAUGAAGUAGAAGAGUUGCUGCAGUGGCUGGAUGUCUAACUGUUGGCCCUACAAUAUUUAUAUACACAUGCACGGUCCUGACCGACAUGCAUGUUUAGGUCAUUACAUGUACAUGAAUUCAAAACAAAUAAAACAAAUGAACUAA
Messenger RNA from Austrofundulus limnaeus, 1270 nucleotides. Its product is annotated as creatine kinase U-type, mitochondrial. Gene Ontology annotation, molecular function: creatine kinase activity. Gene Ontology annotation, cellular component: mitochondrion. Gene Ontology annotation, biological process: phosphocreatine biosynthetic process. The record is from RefSeq and is a predicted model, not a curated record. Lineage: Eukaryota; Metazoa; Chordata; Actinopteri; Cyprinodontiformes; Rivulidae.